AUGACCGGAAAUCCGUCCGUCAAUGUGUACAUCAUUUACUACGGAAGCUGGCCGGCAGGAUCCGGGCAGAAUGUGAUUGAGAAUUUCAUCCGGUCGCUGAGCGCGGACUCGAGCCGGCAGGGGAAUCCUGCGGAUCCCAAGGUGAAGCGCUGGUGGGCGAUCAGCGCGGCGUACACGCAGGAAGGGGGAAACGGCGCAAAGCAGAACGUCAGCCGGAAGGUGCGCCUCGUCAAGACCGUCUACGAUAACUACUCGGCGGGAAAGCGGUUUGGCGAGAACACAGUCUGGCAAGUUGUUUCGAGCAAGAUUGGCAAUGGGAAGGCAUUUGCGUACGACCCCCAUGGCAUCUACCUGCUUCUUACCAGCAAGGAUGUCACCGUCCCAGGUUACUGCAGCGAGUAUUGCGGAUGGCACACCAUGGACUACAUGGGGGCAAACCCGGUUAUUUACUCGUUCGUGGGGCAUCACGGGCAGUGCGCCGACGGUUGCGGUGGGCAGCCCACGUCGCCCAACGGGAACCCAGCGAUCGAUGCGACGGUUUCCACCAUCGCUCACGAAAUCGCGGAAGCAGCAACCGACCCGGAUGCUACGAGCGGGUGGAUGGACGCCAACAAUGACGAAAAUGCGGACAAGUGCUCGUACGAUGUUGGUACGACGGCCAUGAGUCAGGACAACCGUGGCAGAAAGUACGAGUACAAUCUGGUUGGAAUGAACAACAUGAAGUUUCUGGUGCAGCAGAAUUGGGAUAAGCUGAAGAACAGGUGUGUGACGCAGAGGAGGUACCACUAG
Molecule: messenger RNA, 789 nt
Organism: Closterium sp. Yama58-4
Lineage: Eukaryota; Viridiplantae; Streptophyta; Zygnematophyceae; Desmidiales; Closteriaceae
Source: the annotation of a GenBank genome assembly